Messenger RNA from Diuraphis noxia (Russian wheat aphid), 2757 nucleotides. It is a transcript of the gene Oct-TyrR, whose product is annotated as Octopamine-Tyramine receptor. Gene Ontology annotation, cellular component: plasma membrane. Gene Ontology annotation, biological process: G protein-coupled receptor signaling pathway. Gene Ontology annotation, molecular function: octopamine receptor activity. The record is from RefSeq and is a predicted model, not a curated record. Lineage: Eukaryota; Metazoa; Arthropoda; Insecta; Hemiptera; Aphididae.
GAAAGUUUGCCAAGACGACAACACUAAAUCCGCCCUGUUUUUUCUUUCUCUCGAACGACCAAGUGCUCCGAAAGUUUCGUAUAUUAAUUCCACGUAAGUACUGAACCAGGUGCACAAUAAUACGUAUAUAUAACAGAUCGAUGAUAUCAUAAGAACACACAUCGAUGGUGGUUUAUUUUCGGAACGCUCGAAUAGUGCCCAAUCGAGCAUUAAAAAACGGUUAAAAUUAAGCCACACUCAUUGCGUUAUAUUUACAAGUGAGAUCGAUUAAAGUACAAAUUUUGUCGUCGUUCCCUGCACUCGGGAAAUGACGGCCAACGCACGAGUUGCAUAUCAAGUCGGGUGUGCUAUAUACCUUUUUGGAUGAAUUCCGUCGUCCGAGACACAAUUAUUUAUCGUGUUACCUUUAUUAAAAGAUAAGCGAGUGGGAUGCGAUUCGAGGAGAGAAUGAAAAGCAUUUGUGAGCACCGGGAAAUAAUAACCCUAUAUGCGUUCGGAAUAAGCAAUUAUUGUAAUCAUCAUCAACAUCAGAAUACAUAGGAGUUUUUCAAAUUCAUGAAGUCAUGUCACACUAAAAUUUUGUUGAAAUGUUUGUAAUGAGAAGUUAUCUACAAGAAAUCCUCUAGCAUCUUCGUCGAGCACUUUAAGUUAAGAUCAGUGGCCGUCGCAAAUGAUCAACGAAACGUCGGCGGCAGCGAUCGAGCUGGCUGCUGCGACGGCCAAUGACUGCCACACGACCGGCGAUAGCGGUUCGAUGUCGGGAUCGGCCGCCAUGUUGACCGUGAUCGCGGUAAUCGUGGUCACUACGGCGCUGAUCGUUAUCACCGUGUUCGGUAACAUACUGGUCAUCAUGAGCGUGGUACAGUACCCGCCGCUCCGGUCCGUGCCCAACAUAUUCAUCGUGUCGCUGGCCGUGGCCGACCUGACGGUGGCCAUCGGCGUGCUGCCGCUGAACGUCGUCUACAACGUGACGGGCGUGUGGCUGUUCGGCGGCGUCGUGUGCAAGCUGUGGCUGACGUGCGACGUGCUGUGCUGCACCGCGUCCAUACUGAACCUGUGCGCGAUCGCGCUGGACAGGUACCGGGCCAUCACGCAGCCGAUAGCGUACGCGCAGAAGCGCACCGUGUCCCGGGUCAUGUGGACGGUGGCACUGGUGUGGAUCGCCAGCGCGGUCAUCAGCUCGCCACCGCUGAUCGGCUGGAACGACUGGCCGGACGUGUUCGACGAGCGAACACCGUGCGCGCUCACCACGCACCCCGGUUACGUGGUGUACUCGUCGAUGGGCUCGUUUUACAUUCCGCUGGUGGUGAUGAGCAUCACGUAUCUGAGGAUAUACGUGGCCACCAGGCGGCGUUUGAGACGCCGGGCAAAACAGGUGGCCGCGUCACUGCCUUCGGCGCCGGCCGGUUCGUCGUGCAAACGGGACGACGUGGCCACCGGCAGCGGCAAGACCGGGAUGAUGGCGGACGCGGCCACCGGCGACUCGGCCAGCAGCAGCGACGAGGUGGACGURGCCAUCAACGGUACGGGCGACGGCGGCGGCGGCGGCGGCGGCGACAAGCAGCGGACGGCGGCGGGRCGGGGUGCGCCGAUGGCCGUGCGAGCGGCGCCGUCGAUGGGCAAGCACGUGAACCAACUGCUGGAGCACAAGCAGCGCAUAUCGCUGUCCAAGGAGCGGAAAGCCGCCAAGACGCUGGGCGUCAUCAUGGGCGUGUUCGUCGUCAGCUGGCUGCCGUUCUUCGUCAUCUACCUGUUCUUCCCGUUCUGCAAGUCGUGCUGUCCGCCGUCCAAGGUGCUCGUCAACGUGGUCACGUGGCUCGGCUACCUCAACUCGACCGUCAACCCGAUCAUAUACACCCGGUGCAACAUGGACUUCCGGCGGUCGUUCAAGAAGAUCCUGCACAUGGACGGGAAGCACUAACACUUGCACGCAGCAACAGCAUCGCCGCCGCCGCCGCUCAAUCCAAUGGCCGCUGCACCGGUAGAUGGUCGUCGUGUUUGGGGCGGUGACGAUAUCUUGAUAACGAGACCCUCUCCUGCGCCUCAACCCCAAGGCCACAACCGGUUCUGUAUUGAUAAUAACGUCGUCCCUGAAUAUUUCGGAGAGUUGGUUACCUACGUGAUUUGAUCGAUCCAUUUCUAUGUGUUUAAUAAAUAUUAUGUUAAGUGCUKCGAUGAUAUCGUUUUUGUUUUCAGUCGCUAACGCGUAAAAUCCGUGYGAGUGGUUGAAGGUGAGAUCGGAUUUGUGCGGACGUGUGUGGGUGUACAUCGAAACAAUGUUUCAUCGCUGUAUUUUGUGAUCGAUUUUUGUAUGUUUUUUUGAUUGGUCGUCGCUGUAUCUGCAGUCGGGUGCACCUCCACUGGAUAAACAAAGUAUCAACCACAAGGUUAAUUUUUUGACGUGAAUCAUCAAGUCACUUUUUAUAUAGAMAAUUUAGUUAUUUUUACUUUUACAAAUCCAUUUGACAAAACGUAUAGGACAUAGAACCUUUCGCUCAAAAAUUGUUUUCCCUUUUCGUCCGCGUUCCUGCGAUGUAGCGAUCACUUCRAAAAUGGCGUACUUACUUACUUAUGACCAUUUUUGUGAUUGGUAUUUUACUAUUCAUUUUUCAAAUAAUUAUGUUCACAAAUAAAUAUUUUAAAACCGUUAAGUAUGAGUGCCACCAGAAUGUGCGAAAAGAUCGGAGGAAAUAAUUUUUUUUUUUGUGUAGACAUCUUAAACAUUACGAGUUUAUGUUAAUAUUUUUAACAUCGAAU